AUGCACUUCGUGACAAGAAUGCGAAGCGAUGAUCCGUCGCAUGUGGAUUACGUGCCAUCAGUGUUCCGACACGAUAGAGAGUCCGAGACCCGGGCUGAACGAAAAGCUAAGCGUUAUGAACGCCACAUGCGCAUAAUGCAUAAGCGAGAAGCUGCAGCUGCUCAGCAGCAUCCCAGGCUCGAUGGGGAAGCCGAAGUAGGGAUUCUGGGCACUGAUUAUGGCAAUACUGCAUGUACCGACGAUACCAGUAUCGACGAUAACAUGGGCGACAUCGCAUUGACUCAGGCUAAAGCUGUCCAGACAGACGCACUCGCCUUGUGUGCAAGUUGUUCCUGCUUGCAAGAAGAGAACGAGGUGACCAUCUCUGUGUGGAUCAAGAAUGCAGGUAAGCAAAUAAGCAGGCAAGUUACAGGUAAGAUCUUGCAAGUAAAUGAUUAGCAGUGAAAUGAUUUGGCUGUACACUGUUUUACUAUGACUUAAAACCCACUAACUAGUCGUGGGAGCACAAUGUCGGUGAAGAAAGCUCUCACACUGCUUUCAUGGCACAUCAUAAACUCUUCGUCGCGCUCAACCUCCACAAGGUGUCCACCACGUUCCACAAAAAGGAAAAAGUAGCAACGCUUGCUGUCCACAAGGUUCAAGUGCAGUUGGGCUUGUACCUGGUAGUAGUAUCUGUGACUUUGCUUUAGGGUUCCAUCCCUUGUUAGGCAAAAAUCCUUUUGGUUCUGUCCAUUUUCAGCGAGUGUUGUUGGGUCAGCGUCUCUCAUUGUGUAUAGGCACUUUACUUCAACCAGUGCUGGUUCGUGGCAGUCGCAGUAGUAUACUCCGUCUGGGCUGCAUCCCAAAUAAGGGUACCUCGGGCUGAUCAUGAGCCCACAAUCUUCUAUCCUUCCAUUGGCAUGAUGCUGUGACAACAGAGCAAAUAGGGAGUCUUUUGCCCUUGCUUCGUUUUCAAUACCAUAAUAAAUGGCAGGACUUCUAAUGUUUUGGGAACAAAAAAUUUUUUGCAGCAGCGAUGACACUUUGACCUGUUUGGAUGCACAUACGUCCUUGAAUAUUGAUGCUGUUAUCCUGCCUUUUCUGUGUGCAAACCAGGCUGGACUCUUCCGCUGUAGUCUCGUGAGUUUUUCUAUUUCUUCCGCAUCUCUUCUUGAUAUUUUAAUAUUGUCUAGCUCGACGCAUAUGUUGAGUGAGCUCAAGGGACUUGUAGGCGAAAUGAUGAAAUCGCCACUGGCCUGAGUCUGCGUGCUUGGUUGCGUAGCGGCUGCUUGGUUGAUAUCAAUGAGUGUGAACAGCCGUGCCUCUGGUGCGACCUAAACGUUGAGGCAGUUAUUAGACCAAAAAUAGGGUGGGCUCAGAAAUUUGGUCACUUACUGUUCGUAUUUGUGACACAAAAGCUUCAA
Messenger RNA from Ornithodoros turicata, 1403 nucleotides. RefSeq lists its product as uncharacterized. The record is from RefSeq and is a predicted model, not a curated record. The transcript has 5 exons. The coding region runs from base 1 to 438 and encodes 145 amino acids. NCBI's taxonomy places the organism in Eukaryota, Metazoa, Arthropoda, Arachnida, Ixodida, Argasidae.